CUUUAAUGUGACACAUUUAAUUGUUGUUCGGUUUAUUGGAACAAAUCAAUUUUAAACUUACAUGAGUACGUUUAAUUGAGGUACCAUAAUAAUUUCACCUUGACAAUCAUGAACACAAAACAAAUGCGUUUCAUUUGAAUUGGGACCGCCCUCUGCGCAUGUGCGAGUCAAGGCGCUCUGAGCCUCUGUUCGUCCCGGCUUUUGCAUCCCUCUCAUGCAACUUCUGGCGGCACUACAGCGGGAUACUGUACGCAAGGCACAGAUAACUCCUAGAAUCCACUCCUUGUUUCACCAGCUGUACCAAGGUACUUUAGGCAACCUCUCAGUGAUUGAUAAUGAAUGUGGAAGUGCAAAGAAUGCAGUGUAGAACUAGCUAGCAGGUAUUUGUUGCUGCAACAUUUCAGGCAGAUACAUGGGCAUUUAAGGGGCAAUUAUCGCUAUCCAUGUCCAUACACAGAUUGCCCUUGUACAUUUAAUAUAUGGAGUAAGCUUCUAAAUCACACAUACAAAAGUCAUGCUAGACAGCUAACUCCAAAGCCAUUAGAAGCAUAUACAUUCCAGUGUCAUGUGUGUUCAUGCAGAGAACUAGCAACAGAAAGAGAUUUUUUUCAACACCUAAAUGGACAUCUCAGGCAUAAUGAAACAGUUCCAUGUGUGUUUUUAGGCUGUAGAUUUAAAACCAACAUUUACAGUACAUUUAAUACACACAGAAACAGGAAACACAAACAGUAUUUGUUAAAAGACUUUCAAGCAAAUGUCAUCAGUACAAGCACUAAUUUUAAUCAAUUAGAUAAUUCUGCAGAUUGGCUAACAGAGCCCAGAGACACAGAGAGAACACUAAGUUGUGAUGAUGCUGCAGAGUUACACCUGCCAAAUUUUAUUGAAGAGAAAGUUGCAUGCAUUUUAUUGAAGUUGGAAAAUAUUGUUCAUGUUCCAAAGGUGGUUAUUGAUGAAGUCCUCUCUGAGCUUCACUAUAUAUUAUGCACACAAUCUUUGCCUUUGACAAAAGCUACAGUUUCUGAUGUAUUUCAAAGUCGUAAUCUACAAGUUGAAGAUUCAGUAGUUGAUGAGCUAUCCACUGUUAUAUGUAAAUCUAACCCAUUAGGCAUAGCUAUUGCAAAGGAUGGCCCUCUUGCUACUGCUUAUAAACGUACACAAUACUAUACCUCUCAUUUUAGUGUUGUUGAGCCAGUUGAGUACAUACUUGAUGCCCUGAGGAAGAGAACAUUUCAGUACAUCCCUCUAUUACAGUCUUUGCAGCAGUUGCUCUCUCAUAAAGGUGUUCUUGAUCAUCUUGAAACUCAGAGAAUACAAAACCAGCCAUUGUCUUGCUUCCAAGAGUACCGAACUGUAAGAGACGGGAACAUUAUGGUGGAUUUGAACUGUCUGCCUCACCCACUCGAGAGGUUGCCCUAAUUGAACUUGGUGAAUUGGAGGACUCAUAUCCCCUUGCAGAAUACACUGUAGGGGGCUUGCGCAUGGUAAUGCUGAAAAGGUUUGUCGUUGUUAAAGGUUAGUGACACUGUUGAAUCUAAAUAGCAGAGCCUGACUGAUACAUUGGUUUGCUGAUAUUAGCCUGAUCACAGACAUAUUGGUAUCAGUGUUGUCCAAUAUGUGCUGAUGUAAUUUUUGGAAAAGAACAUAAUGCAGAAAAAGAUGCAUUUCAGACAGUAAAGUUCAUUUUUAGGUAAUAAAAUAUUCUGUUUUCAUUUCAUAUCUUUGUCAUGUUUCAAGUGUUUGAUGACCAUAUUUGAAGAAUCAUUGCAAAAACUGUUUGUGGCUUUGGCCUUGCAAAUUGAGUAUCAGUCAGGCUUCACCAAAUAGUUGGGGCUUUGGAUGUCUGACUUUUGCAAAAUCUCAAACAGUUUUUAUUUCCUAUUAUAUAAUGCAUGUGUUUAUUUCUUGUUCUACUUCUCUCUGGUUUCAGAUCAGGAUUAAAGUUGUUCCAAUGGGAGAUCCAGCCGUUCUGCGGGUCAUCUUUGGAGAUGAAUCUGACUCACGAAAACUGCACCUGGUUUCCGGAAUUCCAGAAACAGUGGACGAACUACAUAAGAUGAUAAAGACAUGCUUUCAAUUGAAUGAGGACUUCCGGUUGCAGUACAUGGAUGCUGACUUUAGUGAGUUCAUGAACCUAACUUCAGUGUCUGAAAUCCAAAAUAAGAGCACACUCAAAGUAAUCUACACGCCUCUUGUCUCACCUGUGGAUCCCUACAUCACUUUGUACCCAGUAGACCAGUCUGAUGAGGUUUCAGUUACUUCUAGCCCAGAGGGUCUACCCUCUUCUUCGUCAGUAGCGUCAUCAAGCAGCAAUGAUACACUGUACACAUCAACCCCCCAUUCAUCCCCAGAAUGUCAGCUCUCGGGAUUGUCCGCCUGGCCCACAGUCUUUGUGGUCCCCAAAUUCAUCUACGAGGCUGAAUUUGAGCUACAGCAAAAGAAUUAUGAGUUUGAGACAAAUGGAACAUACUUCAACCCUGGCCCAAAGCUGAAAGGGGCCAUCCUUGAUGGUCUGGCUCAAGAAAUGAUGAAAUACACCAAAUAUCCAAAAGACUAUCAGUGUGAAGAGGUAGCAGCAGCUUUGACAAGGGCCCAUCCUUGUUUGGGGCAGCUAGGAUCCAAGACAGGAUUUUGGGGAUGGAAACAGUCAUUAAAAUAUAAAAUGCAAAAUUAUCGUACAAAGCUCGGGAGACUUGGACAUCCUGAAAUCCGUGUGAAUUCAUUGAAACACAAACGAGAAGGCCAAGGCAAAGCUGCAGCCAAUAUCAAGAAGCCAAGAAAAGCUGAAGUUAACUACAUUCCUCUGCACCCAAAAGGUGAAACUGCAGAGAGCUUGGAGAAUGAGAGAAUUGCUUUAUUGUCAGAACUGAAAAAGCGUGACAACGAAGCUGUGAUAAAAGCAAAAAUGGAAAAAACCUUCUCCCACAGACGCCUUGAGGUUGUGGAGCAGAGGCCUAUGAUAGGAGACUUCAAAAACAGAUGGCCUGCCUUGUUUGAGCAGAGUGAAGUAAAUGCAGAGUUCUUGCGGAUCACCACCAAGCCUUUGCAAUCAAAGUUCCUGUCACAGCUGGACCACUUUUCUGACAAGCUGAUACAGAUCUUCAAGAGCAAAGGAGGAGUGAAGGGGCAAAAGAUCAAGCAUAUUCUUGCAAUAAAAGACUCGUGCGAUGACAUCAACAUAAAGAGGGAGUGCAUCCUGCGAAGCCUUAUUGUCUAUGUCAACGAAGACCCAGAUGUGUUUUUCAAGGAAUAUUUGCCCUCUGCAGUUGAGGAUGCGGAGAUGGACAUCGCCACCACAGUCAUUGGGAUUUACACAAUUCGAAGAGAUGGACAUGAAGAGCCAGAGGAUGUGGGUGUUGUCAUUGAGGGCAUUAAAGUCCUCAACAAUGUAGGCAGUGUCAUCAUGGGGUUCAUCAUGCUGUUUGGGCUCAUUUAUGCCCUUGAUCUAGCCUUUCCAGAAAACCUCAAGUACACCUUCGAGUUUUUCCAGAAGAUCAUUAUGAACUUGGAUGGGCACAAGCUGAACGCAAAGAUACAGCAGCUGAAAAUCAAGCUCUUUUUAUAAGAAGCAAGCAAUAUGUGUCCACACAGUCACCAUGGGUGUUUUUUGUUGUUUUAAAAUCCUGUUAACCACUUGUGUAGAGCAUCUUGAAGAUUUGUUUGUUACUAUGGAUAGGCUGUGACCGGACUGAAUUAGCAUUUUGUUUCAGGCUCUGUUUUGUGCUGAUGCUAUAUGCAUGUUGUUCAUGUAUAUGUAUAUUUCUUAAUUAUCUGUUUGUAGGCAUCACAUAUUGCAGUUUAUGGUGACACUACAGUUGUCAUGUUUGGUCCAAGCUGGUUAUAACUUGGCUUAGCUUUUGACUCCACUAGAUUUCUAUGACAUUUCCAAGUACUAGUUACUUAGGUUGAAGCAGUUUUUAAGUCAACAGGUUAAUUUCUUUUCUUUUUUAAACUAUGAUAGGCUAUACACAUUGUUCAUCAACAGAGAAAAACAUUGCACUAAUCGAACGUACCUAGACUGCUUCCUGCAUUUUUGAACAGUUUGGUUUGACCUUGGUGGAAAAGUUUGCAUUUUUGUCUCAGGUGCUGUUUCGUAAUGCCACCAUUUGUGUGUUGUUUGUAUUAUAUGUAUAUUUCAUAUCUGAUCGAAGGAAUUACGUAUAGCAGUUAAUGGUAAAAGUUCAUAACUUACUUUAACUUUGUUGCUUGUUAUCUAGGCUGUUAAAGGCAGUGUAUUGACACAAGUCAUAAAGUUGUUGAGUUCAUGGAUCACUUUCAAAGAUCCAUUGACGGGUUGCAUGUUGAUGUUAUAUAUGUAUAUACAUAUUCAUUUAAAAUAAAAACACAUCAACCAGG
Scatophagus argus is the source of this 4353-nucleotide messenger RNA. RefSeq lists its product as uncharacterized. The coding region runs from base 1886 to 3562 and encodes 558 amino acids. The record is from RefSeq and is a predicted model, not a curated record. The transcript is spliced from 7 exons. NCBI's taxonomy places the organism in Eukaryota, Metazoa, Chordata, Actinopteri, Scatophagidae.